Molecule: messenger RNA, 2546 nt
Organism: Acomys russatus (golden spiny mouse)
Lineage: Eukaryota; Metazoa; Chordata; Mammalia; Rodentia; Muridae
Gene: Mob4
Product: MOB family member 4, phocein
Exons: 8
Coding region: 83-760 (225 amino acids)
Cellular component (GO): cytoplasm
Source: RefSeq, a predicted model, not a curated record
GCGCCGCCGCGCCCCGCCCCCCGCGCAAGCUGCCGGCCCCCCACAUCCGGGUACCGACGCCAGCCGCCCAGACUCUGGCACUAUGGUCAUGGCGGAGGGGACGGCAGUGCUGAGGCGGAACAGGCCGGGCACGAAGGCGCAGGAUUUCUAUAAUUGGCCUGAUGAAUCAUUUGAUGAAAUGGACAGUACACUUGCUGUGCAGCAGUAUAUUCAACAGAACAUAAGGGCAGACUGCUCCAAUAUUGACAAAAUUCUUGAACCACCUGAAGGCCAAGAUGAAGGUGUAUGGAAGUAUGAACAUUUAAGGCAAUUCUGCCUUGAACUAAAUGGACUUGCUGUUAAACUUCAGAGUGAAUGUCAUCCAGAUACAUGUACUCAAAUGACAGCAACUGAACAAUGGAUUUUUCUUUGUGCAGCUCAUAAAACUCCAAAAGAGUGUCCUGCUAUAGACUAUACAAGACACACCCUUGAUGGUGCUGCAUGUCUCCUGAAUAGCAAUAAAUAUUUUCCCAGCAGGGUUAGCAUAAAAGAGUCAUCUGUAGCAAAACUAGGAUCAGUGUGCCGUAGGAUUUAUAGAAUAUUUUCACAUGCCUAUUUUCACCACCGGCAGAUAUUUGAUGAAUAUGAAAAUGAAACAUUUUUAUGUCACCGGUUUACUAAAUUUGUGAUGAAAUAUAAUUUGAUGUCGAAGGAUAACCUGAUUGUACCAAUUCUAGAGGAGGAAGUUCAGAAUCCAGCUUCUGGGGAAAGUGAAGCAUGAAGGGAAUCGUGUAGAACAACGUACUGAGCACAUAAUUAACAAUUGUGUACUGUAUAUAUAUGUCAUUUUAGACACAUCAAUCAUGUAUCCAUAUUAUAGCUUAUUUGUUUAGUAUAGGUUUUGUGUGCUAUGUGUUUUAAAAUGAGAAAUACAUUUUAAGUUAUUCAUGAACUGUAUAUUCAAUGGUGUGACACUCAUGGUUUUUAAAUAAGUUUAGUAUUAUCUGUUUAUAAUGCCUGUUAAUAAAAGAAUUUACAGUUUGGUAAAAUUGCUGCUAAACAAUCAUUGGAUCACAAUCCUCUCAAACCUAUAAAAGAAUGAGCUUGUGUUUCCCACAAGCCACUCACUAAAGAGAUAAUAUUUUCUUUGGUUUCACCCCUAGGUUUUGAUAUUUUAGAAAACUCAGUAGUAUUCCAUCUGUACUAUUAACUUCUCCAAAAUGAGAUAAAAGUGUUUAAAAGUUCUGUUUAUAGCUUUGAUAUGCAUAGCUGAUUAUGUGUGUGUUCGGAGGAAUUUGAGGAGGUGUUACUAAUACGUAAAUAACCUCACUCUGCUACAGAAAGUCUGCUCUAGGUCAGUGUACUUGGAAACAUUACCUUUCUCAUGACAGUGGAUUAUAACUGUGCUGGAGCCGAUAAGGCGCAUCCGUGGUGCGCCCAUGGACACCUGCCCCUUGUUUCCCCUAGUGCUCUCCCAAACUACAGUAGUCAAGCAGUGGUUAGUGGUGGCUUGUCCCUGUUUAUAUUUGUGUUAAUUACUUACGGAGCAUCCCUCAGACUAGCAGCGAUGUUACACUACAGGAGUCAACUGUGCAGUAAACUGUACUGCCUACCUUUGCUUGGGAAGUUGUUGUAACUACUUAGAAAUUGUCCUCCUUACGAUGGUUUCACUCUUCCUGUUAGUAAUAUUAAUCUUUUCACGUGACCCUAGGCAGCAUUGAAUAGACAUGAAAGAGACAGUGUAUUUAUUUUAUUCUCUUCCCUAAAAGCUUACUGUUUGAAUUGUAUGCACAUAUACGACUAUUUACAAUAACUCACAGGUUCCAGUGCUGUUGCUGAGCGGUCAUCCUUUGGUUUCUUAUUUCAGUGUCUAAAGAAUUUAAGUGCAGACUUAUAUUUGGUGGGGUUUCUCAUACAUAAAAUGCUGGCGUCUCUGUGCCACGCUCCAAGAAGGCACGAAGACUGGCAGGAACUGUACCUGCAGCUGGGACAGUUGAAGCCACCUCUACUGAUUUAACAAACAUGAGGAACUUCUUUUUUAUUUAAGAGUUAUUUUCAAAUGACAUUGAAACAUGCGUUCGUCUUGUUUUUCAACUUAUUUGAGGAAAUGAUUUGUAUUGUAUUAUGAGACAAGUAUGCACAGAAAAGUUGGAAAUGACAGCGCCCUCAGAGUGUGUAUAGCUGCCGCCUGUCCGAGCCUGCCCUGUGCCAGCGGUCAUGGUCGUCACUGCACCGGAGCCCACACUACCUUUAAGAAGUUUCAUGUUUGCAGUGAAUAGAACAUUGACUGAAAUUAGGUGUUCAUAUUACUGUCACCAUAAACCACUGGAGCUAGUAAUUUUUAAAUAAACUUGGUAAAUAUGCGAGACUAACCUACUAAGUUCAUACAUUAUACAUAGCAUAGCCAUGUUGUUCGCUAGGUGGAGUCUCACAGUGGAUUCUGUCACUUGACUAUUUCUCAGUGAACACUGAAGGUAGUGACUGGGGUUGUAGAGCUGACUAAUUGGAACACUUUGUGAAUAUAUGCCUUAGUGUUACAGGAAAUAAAGUCUGCUUUUCUUUUUCUA